ACAUAUCUGUAGUUUACAACUUCAAAAACGACAAACAAUGUACGAGCAAGCUAAAAGGAUAGACUCGUAGAGAGAGCAUUUUAUGAACUUCAUUUUCCUUGGUGUGAGACAGACAUGGAAGGAGAUAAAGGCAAAUUAUGUGUAACAGGAGGUACUGGAUUUAUAGCUUCUUGGUUGAUCAUGAGGCUUCUUGAACAUGGAUAUUCUGUCCGCACCACCAUUAGACCUGAUCCAGAACACAAGAGAGAUGUUAGCUUCUUGACAAGUCUACCAGGAGCAUCUGAAAAACUCCAAAUCUUCCAAGCUGAUCUCAGUGAUCCGGAAAGCUUUGAAGCGGCCAUUGAAGGAUGCACCGGUGUAUUUCAUGUGGCUAGUCCUAUAGAUUUUGAAGAUAAAGAACCAGAGGAAGUGGUUACAAAAAGAGCAGUUGAUGGAACACUUGGCAUCUUAAAGGCAUGCCUUAACUCUAAAACUGUGAAGAGAGUCGUGUACACUUCAAGUGCAUCGGCUGUUGCUUUUAGCAACAAUGUCGUGGACACAAUGGAUGAAAGCUUUUGGAGUGAUGUGGAUUACAUUAAAUCUAUCAAGUCCUCUCUUGGUUAUUUUGCUAAUUAUAUGAUUUCCAAGACCAUAACAGAGAAGAAAGCUCUUGAAUUUGCAGAAGAAAAUGGAUUAGACCUUGUAACCGUAAUUCCUUCUCUUGUUCAUGGUCCCUUCAUUUGUCCUAAGUUCCCUGGCUCAGUCCACACAUCACUGGCUAUGAUACUUGGUGAGAAAGAGGAAUAUGGUGCUCUUAUCAGUGGAUCAAUGGUGCACACAGAUGAUGUGGCUAGAGCACACAUCUUUAUCUUUGAAUAUCCCGAUGCAAAAGGGAGGUUUAUUUGCUCUUCACACACCAUCACCAUUGAAGAGAUGUCUAAAUUUCUGUCUGCCAAGUUUCCUGAGUUUCCAAUACCAACUGUGGAAUCUUUGAAGGACAUUAGAGGCUAUAAAGCACCUGGAAUGUCACCAAAGAAGCUAUUGAACUCUGGUUUUGAAUUCAAGUAUGGGCUAGAUGAGAUGUUUGAUGAUGCAAUUCAAUGCUGCAAAGAAAAGGGCUAUCUUUAGUUUAUAUAUUAGAAACAAGUCUCUGCAUUAUUGUAUAUUAAUACUUAAUGCUCUCUUCCUGUUCAUUGAAUAUAAAGUCAGUGACUAUUCAACUUGAAAAUAUAGCUUUAACAGAGGAUUGAUUUUGAGGCA
This is a messenger RNA of Jatropha curcas, 1239 nucleotides long. Its product is annotated as vestitone reductase. NCBI's taxonomy places the organism in Eukaryota, Viridiplantae, Streptophyta, Magnoliopsida, Malpighiales, Euphorbiaceae. The record is from RefSeq and is a predicted model, not a curated record. Gene Ontology annotation, molecular function: oxidoreductase activity, acting on the CH-OH group of donors, NAD or NADP as acceptor.